Onychostoma macrolepis is the source of this 3215-nucleotide messenger RNA. It is a transcript of the gene dbr1, whose product is annotated as debranching RNA lariats 1. NCBI's taxonomy places the organism in Eukaryota, Metazoa, Chordata, Actinopteri, Cypriniformes, Cyprinidae. Gene Ontology annotation, cellular component: nucleus. Bases 161 to 1867 code for a protein of 568 amino acids. Gene Ontology annotation, molecular function: RNA lariat debranching enzyme activity. The record is from RefSeq and is a predicted model, not a curated record. Gene Ontology annotation, biological process: mRNA splicing, via spliceosome. The transcript has 8 exons.
ACAUGACUGUUCUGCGCAUGUGCAGAGUAGCAUGUGAGUUCAUGGAGGCAAAAGCGGCAGCUGGAAUAAUUAUGUCAAAUAUGUAAAGGUUGAUUAUCUGUGCGAUGGGUAACGCGAUUUGUCGUCUUUGAGCGUAAGGCUGUGGAUUAGAGAUAUAAGGAUGAAGGUGGCAGUAGAAGGCUGUUGUCAUGGAGAGCUGGAUAAGAUCUAUGAGAGCAUCAGUUACCUGGAGAGUAAAGAAGGUGUGAAGGUGGAUCUGCUGCUGUGCUGCGGAGACUUCCAGGCUGUCAGAAAUGAAGGCGACAUGAAGUGCAUGGCGGUGCCUGCCAAGUACAGACACAUGCAAACUUUCUACAAGUACUACUCUGGUGAGAAAAAGGCUCCUGUCCUGACGAUUUUCAUUGGCGGAAACCACGAGGCGUCAAACCAUCUGCAGGAGCUUCCGUAUGGAGGCUGGGUGGCCCCCAACAUCUAUUACCUGGGUUAUGCUGGCGUUGUUCGCUUUAAAGGUGUACGGAUUGGGGGUCUUUCGGGAAUAUUUAAAUCCCACGAUUACAAGAAAGGACACUUUGAGUUCCCACCAUACAGCCCAGAAUCUUUGCGCAGCGUGUACCACAUAAGGAACAUUGAUGUCUUCAAACUUAAACAGAUCAAGAUGCCCAUAGACAUCUUCAUGACGCACGAUUGGCCACGAGGCAUUUAUCACUAUGGGAACACAAACCAGCUUCUCCGACAGAAGAAGUUCCUCAGACAGGAAGUAGAGAGUGGUACCUUGGGCAGCCCUGCUGCUGCAGAGCUUCUAGACCACCUGCAGCCCACCUACUGGUUUUCAGCUCACCUGCACGUGAAGUUUGCUGCUCUGAUGCAGCACGAGGCUAAGAAUAAUGCUGCCCCAAAGAUCACCAAGUUUCUCUCACUUGACAAGUGUCUUCCACAUAGAGACUUUCUUCAGAUUGUGGAGGUAGCAGACCGACCGGGCUCCUCUGAACACCUUGAGUAUGAUCCAGAAUGGCUGGCCAUCUUGAAAGCGACAGACAGCCUUCAGAAACCAUCCUGCAAUUUCUGGAACCCCCCACAAGACAAUGGACUACAUACCCGGUGGGAUUUCAGUGCAUCAGAAGAAGCUAUGAUGGAGGUUGUGAGUGAUUUGAGCGGUGACCUUUGCAUCCCUGAAAAUUUCAGCCUGACGGUGCCCGCUUAUAACCCUGGCCGCCCUCAAUCCAAUGCCCACCCGGUCUACUCCACCAACCCACAAACCACAGAGCUGUGUGCCACCCUUGGUCUGACAGACAUCUACAUUCUGGCUGGGCAGAGUGGCCAGGCUUACGGAGAGGAGGGUGCCACAGGUGCGACUGAAGAAGAGGAGGACGAGGACAGCACAGGGAGCGUAGACGAACCCAGUGAGUACCCCACCGACACCUCCGGCCUCUCCAGCUCCUAUAAUCCUGAUGAAAUCACCAUUGAGGACGAAUGGGAGGAGGAAGAGGAUGAGGGAGUAGAAUGUGGCGAGGGGAAAGGGACAGAUGCAGUGGUUCCAGAAGGGCAGGUAGGGAGCCAGGACAGCGAUAGAGACAGCAGUCCCCAGCGAGAGAUGGCUAAUAGACUGAUCUUACCGCCCCCGUGUACCACACCAGAAUCGGAGCCUCCACUACGCUCCUUGCAGCCUCUUUCUCUUCCUCCUCCUUCAGCAUCCCUCUCUCAGGGCAGCUCAGAAGAGGAGGGGGGCCUCACACCAGCUAGGGUCCCCAAACGCACCAGCGGGGAGACGACACAGGUGUCAGCAAGUCACACAGGCGGCACACCUCAAAUCAAACGGAGAAACCAGAGUAUCUACACAGCAGUAGAAGAUGAAGAGAGUGAGGGCUAGAUAAAUGCAAUUAUAUUUUUUGAUCAGCAAAUUGCUACCAAGUAUGAUCUGCUGGAUAGUUUGAGUCGGAAGAGUUGAGUGGGUUACUAUACUGAUUUAAUCUGCUUGGUAACUAUUGUUUUUAAAGAACAGGAUUUUUUUUUUUAUGAGUGUGAGGAAUUAAAUAAAAACUAUUUUCAAAAAUGUCAAUUAUUUUGGCCAUUUUCAUGUGUAUAAAGUAACACCACAAACAUGAAUUUUUAUCUUGUAUUUGUCAUUUAUUUUCCUUAAAUGUGAUAAGUUUUAAUGAUCUGAUUCUUUCUAUUUUUUAGCCAAAUAUAUCACAUCACACUCAUUAGUUUUUGACUUUUUUUUUAGCUUUGUGGUGAUUGACUUGUCUUUACCAUUUUAUUGUAAAUACAUCAAGUCUAAAUAAUAUAUGAUCCUGAUGUCUUUUUUUUUUUUUAAUAUUUCAUCUUAGUCUUUCAUAAAAAGGCAAUAACUUGCUCCAUGCCUACAGCAACUUUCCUUUUGGCUAACCAGUGUCACUGAGAUGUUGGCAUCAUGCUGGUUCAUUUUGACAAAAAGCAAAUAUUUUUGCCAUUGUGGUUUGAAUAAUUGCGGAAAAUAAGCUCUGUGACACAAGUUUAUGAUACUUACACAUUCAUAAAGGUAAUCUUCAUUUGUGACCCUGGACCACAAAACCAGUCAUAAGUGUCAAUUUUUCGAAAUUGAGAUUUCUACAUGUAUCGUUUGUUAGGACAAUAUUUGGCUGAGAAAAUCUGGAAUCUGAGGGUGCAAAAAAAUCUAAAUAUUGAGAAAAUCACCUUUAAAGUUGUCCAGGUGAAGUUCUUAGCUAUGUAUAUUACUGAUCAAAAAUUAAGUUUUGAUCUAUUUAUGGUAGUAAAUUAACUAUCUUCAUGGAACAUGAUCUUUACUUAAUAUACUAAUGAUUUUUGGCAUAAAAUAAAAAUGGAUCAUUUUGACCCAUACAAUGUAUUUUUGGCUAUUGCUACAAACAUACCCCAGCGACUUAAGACUGGUUUUGUGGUCCAGGGUCACAUUUGUGAAAAAUGUUAUUCGUUUGUGAAGCAUAAAUGCAAUUCCUAGAAGUAAAAAGCUAAUGUUAGGCAAUAAAUGCACUUCAAAUUCAAUCUUUAUCUACAUAUAUUUGUGUUUGAAAGAGUGUGAGAGUAAAAAGGCUGUAAAAGUGGACUAGUAAGUUUUCUUGUUCAGCGUGAUGUUUAAUGUCCCUGACAACCUCUGUAGUCCCAUUUAGUAGUAACUACCCUUUUCAAGACAUUAAGAAAUCAUGUGUAGGAUAUUACUGAUGUAUUUUAUGUCAUAAAUAAUAAAAUGUGAAAAUAUA